This is a messenger RNA of Seminavis robusta, 1389 nucleotides long. The record is from the annotation of a GenBank genome assembly. NCBI's taxonomy places the organism in Eukaryota, Bacillariophyta, Bacillariophyceae, Naviculales, Naviculaceae.
AUGACUGCUGCCAAUAGUCGCCUCAUUCUCGGAGGACUAUUCCUUUUGGCUGUUUGGCAUUCUCUGGAUGUCUCCAAUCCUAAAGCAUGGACGUUUCGGGAAUUGAAGCGAGAUCUGCGGGGUCUUGCUGCCAAGUCCAACAACCGUGACGAACCUUUGAUUUUAUCCGGAUUGAACGCGACGAGUCCCGUUCGCUGUCAUAACAACGCAUCGUACUGCUGCGGGCUAUGGAAUGUCACCGCCGACGACUGGUGGAUGCAUCAUCCUGAUUGGGAAGUGGUCCAUGAAGAUUCCUUCAAGUUUUGUUUUGCUCCCGUCCAGAAUGACACCAAGCGUGCCUUCAUUCGAGAUCUUCAUUGGCUUCAAUGGCAGUUUGAUAUUGACGAAUCCAGCACGAACGAGAUUUCAUCUCUAGAACGACCCUUGCCAAGUAACUACAAUUUUUCCGUCAACUGUUCAGAUAUGAGAGCAACUGUGAACAUCAACUCAGGCUACGGUGCCAGCCUCAUGUGGCUGAUUCACUCCUUCUGGGAAGCUUACACACAACGAAAGCCGUUUCAAACCAUUCAAAAAUGGCCUUGGCUAUACACGUUUUCUAGACCCGACAACAACAGCACAUGGGCAAACUGUAAAGAGAGGGAUCAGACAUGCUUUUAUCUGCCGAUAUCACCCUGCAGUCGCGAAGACAAGAACCAACCAAGGUAUGAAAAGCGACCUGAAAAUGGGAACGAAACGCAGGUCAUGCAAAGGCUGUGGAUAGAGGAGUACCUAUCUAGACCAAAGCAAUUCUUGAGGCAACAGCUCUAUCAUCUUCGACAGCCCAUUGAGCACACAUUGAGGAAGAAUGGAUGUCUAGCAAUGCAUGUUCGGCGAGGAGACGCCGGUGCUCCAAAACCGCCGUACCGUCGGUAUGCGGCAGUUCAAGAAUACUUGGAUCAAGUUCCCAAUCUGACCGCCAACACUACCAUAUUUCUUCUGACAGAUGAUGCCAGUACUAUUGAAGAGGUUCGGCAACAUCAUGCUUCAAAGCAUCAUUGGGUCUACACAAACAAGAUCAGGGUACAUGGAGUGGAACAGGGCUUCAACAAUCAUAUUCCAGCGCACAGUAGCGGUCCCGAUGAACUUGCCUACAUUUCCGUGGAGCAAGAGCUAGCGUCCAAAUAUUGUGACUCGUUGGUGCAUGGGAGAUCCGGGUACGCAUACACAUUAUUUGAGAGAAUGAAGUCUACAGGUCGUCCCAUCCAAACGUAUUACUUGGAAACCAGGGUUCUCCCCCGUUCAGCAAAUCCAUUCAAAGGAAAACCGCAAGAACGUGCAGCUUUCUUGAUGCAACAGGUUCAGGAUCUCUAUCAGAAACAAAAUGAAUCAAAUGCUCAACUUGUAUCAUGA